Paramuricea clavata is the source of this 327-nucleotide messenger RNA. Lineage: Eukaryota; Metazoa; Cnidaria; Anthozoa; Malacalcyonacea; Plexauridae. The record is from the annotation of a GenBank genome assembly.
AUGGCGUCGGAAAGGAAACGCGAUACCAAUACCGGUGAUGGUGAUGGAGAACGAAAAUACCGAAAGUUAAACAAUGAAGAUUUACAGGAAAUCAUAAAUAUGGUAAGAGCUAACAACAACAAUAAUAAAACGCGUAUCCAAAUCGCACCAAAGCGUAUUGCUGAUAUCGCCAAAAUGGCUCACGAAAAUAACUUACAAACAAAUAGGUCAAAACAAUCGAGGGAAAAAAGAAAUUACAAUGUGGAAGAUAGAGACAUUCAUGAAAUAGCGCGUAUUGUCGAACAGAAUAGGAAAAUGUUCGCAUACCUCGAAACACGUUUCGUGUAG